GGCUGCCGGCGGGACGCGGCGGCGGCGGCGGCGGCGGCGCUGCUGUGGUUCCUUUGUGCUUGGGCGGCGGCGGCGGCCUCUCGGGUCCUCCCGGCACGGCCUCUCUGUUCGCCCGCUCGCGGCCUCCGGUGACGGACCAUGUUGGCGGCGGGAGCGGGCGCGGGCGUGGAGGCGGGCUUCUCCAGCGAGGAGCUGCUGUCGCUCCGCUUCCCGCUGCACCGCGCCUGCCGCGACGGGGACCUGGCCGCGCUCUGCUCGCUGCUGCAGCAGGCGCCGCGUGCCCACCUGGCCGCCGAGGACUCCUUCUACGGCUGGACGCCCGUGCACUGGGCCGCGCACUUCGGCAAGUUGGAGUGCUUAAUGCAGCUGGUGAGAGCUGGAGCCACCCUGGAUGUCUCCACCACCCGUUACGCGCAGACCCCGGCCCACAUCGCUGCUUUUGGGGGACAUCCUCAGUGUCUUGUCUGGCUGAUCCAAGCAGGAGCCAGCAUUAACAAACCGGACUGUGAGGGCGAGACUCCUAUUCACAAGGCGGCUCGCUCUGGGAGCCUGGACUGCAUUAGUGCCCUGGUGGCUAACGGGGCUCAUGUCGACCUGAGAAAUGCCAGUGGCCUGACGGCAGCAGACAUUGCUCAAACCCAGGGUUUCCAAGAGUGUACCCAGUUUCUCUUGAACCUCCAGAAUUGUCAUCUGAAUCGUUUCUGUUACAAUGGCCCCUUAAACGGGGGCCGUCCGAGUAUAUUUGCUAAUCACACUAGUGUGGGCGCAAAUCGCAAGAGGUGCUUGGAAGACUCGGAGCCCUUUGGAGUAAAGAAAGCUAGAACCACAGCUCAAAGUGCAGAUGACUCCCUGCCGCUCGUGAACGGCGAGGCGGAAGACGAGGCGGACAAGAUGCAUGUGGACAGAGAGUUUGUACCAGAUGUGAAAAACAGUAGCUCCGUAUCGAAUACACUGACAAAUGGAUGUGUCAUCAAUGGACAUGUGGACUUCCCCUCCACGACACAGCUCGGUGGGAUGGAGAGCAGGAGUGACCUGUGCUCAGCAGGGCCCAAUGGGACUGGCGGUGGGCUGGCUCCAGCGCCGCCGUUUCCGAGCAGCCAGGGUUCUCCCUGUGUUAACGGGACUGCGGAGCCAGAAAAGAGCGCGAGCGUCAACCCGGAGAUGUGCGGCUCUCUGCACCUGAACGGGAGCCCGAGCAGCUGCAUAGCCAGCAGGCCGUCCUGGGUGGAGGAUAUUGCGGAGAACCUGCACUAUGGACACUACCACGGGUUCGGGGACACUGCCGAGAGCAUUCCCGAGCUGAACAGCGUGGUGGAGCACUCCAGCUCCGUGAAGGCGGAGGAGGGGUACCACAGCGCAGUCCUGGGCACCAUGCACCUCUUCCACGGCUCUUAGGGCCGAGGCCGCCUCGCGGACGCGCUGGGCCUCCUGCUGACCCACUCCAGAUCCUCGUGUGGCACCAGCGGGAGGAAUGCCACGACUUGUACUGUUUUUUUUUUUAUAUAUAUACUUUCGCUUUCUGAAAACGUGCUCUCUGGUUUGGCGGGUUCUCAUCGAGUCCUAGCGUGAGUAUAGGUAGGGCUUAUUGAGUGCACAGGUGUCUCUCCGUGGGAUAGCGGGCCUCGUUCAGGAUGCACUUUUGGAAUUUAAUUUUUCUGCUGCCACUCUCAAUAUUUUCUUUUGAGUACCGUCACCAUAAAUUGCCAUGUUUCCUUUCAUCAAAUUGAAUUGUGUCCGAUCAGGAUACCCGGGAGACAGUAAACGAGGCGCCUGGUGAUUGACCCCUCUGCACGUGGGCAUCAUUUUGAAGCGCCUGCUUUUACUCUUCCCUGUAGAAUUUUUGACAGAAGACAACUAGUUCCCUAUGCAAGGUACAGCCUUACAAAGAUUUCUUGCAGUGAUUUGUAUGAAGAAAAGAACAUUUGUCUUUUUCAAAGCCUUUUCAUUGAAGCUUCGCUACCUGCCGUGUGGUGAAGGUCUAACUCGUAGACACACACAGUGGUUUGGGGACGUCAGUGGUCCCUUCUUUACCAGUGUAGCUCACUGCCCUGGAUUUCGCUGAAAGCAGAUGCAGCUUGGGACUGACCUCUGAUGUGAUGUGUUUUUAUUCCACGUUUCCUACUUGGCUCUAGGAUUUUUACCACAGACAACGGUUUCCUUUAUAUGUAGUGGAAGUUACUCUUUGUAGGGACUGUCAGGUCAAAAUAUUUAACUGACUCUUUUGACUUACGUUUUCUUUUCUCCUUGUUUUUGUUUUUUGGGGUUUUCUGCUUUAAAAUAUACACCACUAUGUAUAUCCAGUUAACUGAGAGAAUUUUGAAUCUCUCUUAAUAAAGCUGCAUUAAGUUUAUGGUUUUAUAGAAAUUAGCUUUUGUUUAGGCAACUAGUGGUUACACUGUGCAAAUAUUGUCAUGAAUUUUUACUUUUCUGAUUUUUGUAAUAAAAAUUGGUGAAGAUAGAGGAUGUGUCAGAUGAACAAAACCAGUGUUCUCAGAGUGUUACUAACAUUUUGUUUUUAAACUGUCCUUUACAAAUUGAAUAAAAAACUCUCACACUC
Molecule: messenger RNA, 2557 nt
Organism: Hippopotamus amphibius kiboko
Lineage: Eukaryota; Metazoa; Chordata; Mammalia; Artiodactyla; Hippopotamidae
Gene: ANKRD10
Product: ankyrin repeat domain 10
Exons: 6
Coding region: 139-1395 (418 amino acids)
Molecular function (GO): protein binding
Source: RefSeq, a predicted model, not a curated record